AUGCAACCAACCCAAUACAUCCUUGUUUCGCUACCCCUCAGGAUCUUCGACGAUGACCCCAUGACAGCUCUGGCCGCUACAGUCGGGCGAGAUAACGGAGAGACGCUACCAUUCCCCAUCCCUUCGUUCAAGAUUGGCACCCUCGAUGCUCUGGUACAGCAUGCAGAUGACCUCGCAAAGCUCAAUGCCGCAUGUGAAGCCGCUAUCGCGAAGGUGGCCGAGUCUCUCAAGGGGAUACUAGAUGGAGACGAAGACAAGGUGGCCCAGCAGAAGGUGGUUAAUGACAAACCCACGGAUCAUUACCUACGCAACUUCCAAUGGAAUAGAGUGCGAUACCGAGCCGAUCGACCGUUGGGGGAGCUGGUGGACAAUCUGCAAAAGGAGCUGCAGAACAUUGACAACGAUGUCAAGGCCAAGUUCCAUCAAUACAACAGCGUCAAGACUACGCUCGCCGCGUUACAGCGGAAGCAGACCGGAAAUCUGUCAACCAAGUCGCUGACCCCCAUUGUCGACCCGAGCCUCCUUGUGCAGGAGUCAGAGUACUUGGAAACCCAUCUCAUCGCGGUGCCGACAAACGCGCGCAAGGACUUCAUCCGAGGCUACGAGACCCUAGCUCCUAUGGUCGUGCCGCGGUCGUCAGUACAAGUUGCGCAGGACGAAGAGUUCACACUAUUCGCCGUCACAACGUUCAAGAAAACCAGUGCCGAGUUCCUGCAGAAGUGCCGCGAGCAGAAAUGGACGCCUCGGCAGUACAAGUACGUGGAGGGCGGCAAAGAAGAGGAGCAGCGCGAACUCGACCGUGUCGUCAGAGAGGAGAAGAAGGUCUGGGGUGAGGCUCUGAGGCUUGGUCGAACAGGGUGGAGCGAGUCCAUUAUGAUUUGGGCACAUGUUGUGACACUGAGAGUGUUUGUUGAGACGGUCCUCCGGUAUGGCUUGCCGUUAGAGUUUGUUUGUGCCCUGGUCAAGACAACACCAAAACAGGCGAGGAAGGUGAAAGCUGCCCUGGACUCGGCGUACUCGUACCUCGGUGGAAACGCAUUUGGGAGGGAUAAACGAGGACGGGUCACCAAGGACGACGCAUCGCUAACGUCUGAGAUGGCCGCCGCUGGCUUGAGCAACGCCGAAGGUGGCGAGUACACGGCGUACGUGUACUAUGAACUCGACCUUCCAUGAUGAUGUUGGGGCUCGGGACAGUGUAGCAGGGGAUGACAGCUGUGAUGUACUGGUUGGGGAGUGCUUGGCUUAACGCGAGCAUGUCUUGAGAUUUUCUCUACCUACACCGCUAACGCAGCCAUGUCUAUGGGCAUAGUUGUUCACGCUUUCCAGCGCUAAUGAGACGACAUAUAGACCAUGUAGCCAGAAGGGGUUAGCCGGACAACUUGGGGCCCGAUCUAACCUACCGC
Molecule: messenger RNA, 1403 nt
Organism: Chaetomium strumarium
Lineage: Eukaryota; Fungi; Ascomycota; Sordariomycetes; Sordariales; Chaetomiaceae
Exons: 4
Coding region: 1-1173 (390 amino acids)
Biological process (GO): proton transmembrane transport
Cellular component (GO): vacuolar proton-transporting V-type ATPase, V1 domain
Molecular function (GO): proton-transporting ATPase activity, rotational mechanism
Source: RefSeq, a predicted model, not a curated record